Messenger RNA from Corylus avellana, 1530 nucleotides. Lineage: Eukaryota; Viridiplantae; Streptophyta; Magnoliopsida; Fagales; Betulaceae. The record is from RefSeq and is a predicted model, not a curated record.
UUGCUAGAUAGAGAGAGAGAGAGAGAGAGAGAGAGAAACAUAUCUCAACAAACGUCAAAGGUGAAAAAUUAUUAGACAUCAAACACCUGAGACAGAUCAGACAAGGAGAUGCAGAGAAAUCUAAGCUUUGCCAUAGAAUCCGGCGACACAACUUCCAAGUUUGAUGAUGAUGGCCGCGCAAAACGAACUGGAACCGUGACGACAGCAAGUGCUCAUAUAAUAACAGCGGUUGUUGGGUCUGGAAUACUGUCUCUGGCAUGGGCAAUUGCUCAGCUGGGUUGGAUUGCUGGGGUUGUUGCUCUUGUUAUCUUCUCCCUCAUCACUUUGUUUACUUCUGCUCUACUUGCCAACUGCUAUAGGUUUCCUGACCCUAUCACUGGGACAAGAAACUACAAUUACAUAGAGGCUGUAAAGAAUAACUUGGGAGGACUUAAAUACAAGCUUUGUGGAGUAGCUCAAUAUACGAAUCUUGUAGGAUUGACAAUCGGAUACACCAUCACUUCCGCUAUUAGCAUGGCAGCCAUCAAAAGAUCGCAAUGCUUUCACAACAAUGGCCAUGCUGCGGGUUGUCACACCUCAAACAAUUCCUACAUGAUCAUUUUUGGGAUGAUUCAGAUUAUUCUGAGCCAAAUACCAAACUUUCAAGACCUUGCAGGGCUCUCCUACCUCGCUGCAAUCAUGUCAUUCUCUUACGCUUUCAUAGGCAUUGGUCUUUCCACAGCCCACAUAGCAGAAGGGAAAACAGGGAAGACAAGCAUUGAUGGAAUAACGGCAGGCGUGGACGUAACAAGUUCACAGAAGGUGUGGAACAGCUUACAGGCCAUUGGAAACAUUGCCUUGGCCUAUUCUUACUCUAAUGUCCUCAUUGAAAUACAGGAUACGCUAAAAUCAAGCCCACCAGAGAACCUGGUGAUGAAGAAAGCUACCACCAUUGCAGUCUCAAUUACCUCCAUAUUUUACUUGCUGUGUGGAGUUUUGGGCUAUUUAGCUUUCGGGAACAAUGCACCUGGCAAUUUUUUAACAGGGUUUGGUUUUUAUGAGCCUUUCUGGCUUAUAGACAUCGCCAACAUUUGCAUUGUUGUCCAUCUUGUCGGAGCUUACCAGGUGUUCUGCCAGCCAAUAUACCAGCUUGUGGAAGGUUGGAUGAGCAGCCGGUGGUCAGGAAGUGAUUUCAUAGUAAUAGAACAUCCCAUUUACAUUCCAUUUAUUGGUAUUUACAAGAUGAAUUUCUUCCGGUUGAUCUGGAGAACAGUAUAUGUGAUAAUUACGUCUGUGAUUGCGAUGAUAUUUCCAGUCUUCAACAGUGUUUUGGGGUUAAUUGGAGCCAUUUCAUUCUGGCCAUUGACUGUGUAUUUCCCAGUUGAGAUGUACAUUUCUCAGGCUCACAUUCCCAAAUUUUCUCCUACCUGGAUUUGGCUCAACAUAUUGAAUUGGGCUUGCUUGAUUAUAACAUUUGCUGCUGCUGCUGCAUGCAUUCAAGGCAUCAUCGUUGAGCUCCAUCACUACCAGCCUUUCAAGUCUUUUUCUUAA